GGCUUGUAAGAGUGGAGUAUCUCCAAGCCAGGAACAGCCGAAAAUAUUGCAUCCAGCCUAGGAGAAGGGUCUCCCUAAGGGCUUCCAUGCACUGACGGGUAAGAGAGAGAGGCCGUGAAGAGAGGGGGUUCAUACUUCUCUGCAAUUCUCACAUACAUCUACCAGUCCACUUCAUCAGUACAAGUUUGUCAUCAGUGUAGGUUUUAACCAGACCUGCAGCACUACUCAUAAAGACGACUCACGGUCACAAACCAUUUGAUUCAUCUGGCAAAAUGGCAGGAGUGAGCAAGUGUUUGAAAUACUCUAUGUUUGUCUUCAACUUUUUAUUUUGGGUCUGUGGAUGUAUAAUUUUGGGUAUUUCCAUAUGGCUACGUGUCAGCAAAGAUGCCCAGAAGGAACUUGGGGAUAAUAUGCUUCCAGCUAUAGACCUUAUGAUUGCUGUGGGUGCCAUAAUCAUGGUCCUUGGAUUUUUUGGAUGCUGUGGAGCCAUAAAGGAAAGCAAGUGUCUGCUGCUUCUGUUCUUUAUUGGAUUGUUCCUGAUUCUGGCGCUGCAAGUAACAGCAGGCAUUUUAGGAGCUGUUUAUAAAUCAAAGAUUGAAGAUGAAGUUAACAAAACUCUAAAUAAUCUGCUACCGUUAUCUGGACAGAGUAACAAUUUUAUUGCAAGUUUAGACGCAAUUCAGCAAGAGAGCAAAUGCUGUGGCAUUGUAGAUGGAUACUCUGACUGGAGUGGUUCAAUUCCAAAGUCCUGCAUUUGUACUGCGUCCACUGAAUCACAUCCUUGUGUUACUUAUCAAGGAAAACUUUAUUAUAAACAGUCAUGUGCAACUGCAAUAAGCGACCUCAUGAAAAAGAACCUAAUAAUUAUUAUUGGAGUAGCGUUUGGGCUUGCAUUGAUAGAGCUCGUUGGCUUAGGAUUUUCAAUGACAUUAUACUGCCAGAUAAAGAAGAAAUGAAAACAUACAGAUAUUACAUACAGUAUCCCCAGAGAAACCUCAUGCCAUCAUUUAUGUAUAUGCAGCAAAAAAGAAAGUUGAUUCAUUUAUGUAUGCCAUAAAACAUUACAGAAAAAGUUUUAAUAAAGUUAUCUUUGUACAGC
Bombina bombina (fire-bellied toad) is the source of this 1099-nucleotide messenger RNA. It is a transcript of the gene TSPAN8, whose product is annotated as tetraspanin 8. Gene Ontology annotation, cellular component: membrane. The record is from RefSeq and is a predicted model, not a curated record. The coding region runs from base 273 to 956 and encodes 227 amino acids. NCBI's taxonomy places the organism in Eukaryota, Metazoa, Chordata, Amphibia, Anura, Bombinatoridae. The transcript has 10 exons.